This is a messenger RNA of Jaminaea rosea, 1620 nucleotides long. RefSeq lists its product as hypothetical. NCBI's taxonomy places the organism in Eukaryota, Fungi, Basidiomycota, Exobasidiomycetes, Microstromatales. The transcript has 2 exons. The coding region runs from base 1 to 1620 and encodes 539 amino acids. The record is from RefSeq and is a predicted model, not a curated record.
AUGUCGUCUCAGGCAGCCCUCUACCCGGGCAGCCUCGUAGGCGCAGCCGCCGCAGCGGGCAUCUGUGGCGGCCUCUUGCUCGGCUUUGUUGCCGGCUUGCUCUCCAUGGCCCCGAUCUCAAGACUCCUCGCCAAGAGCCGGCGUCGAUCGAGACGCAGGAGAGAGACAUGGCAAUUGCCUUUCGGCCAGAAGGAGAAAGUUGACGUCCUGCCAGUCUUUGAUGAGCAGGCGCAGGUCUCUCCUCAUGAACACUUCCAAGCUCACGGCCGAGUGCCCUCCAAUAUGCCCAGCACCCCAACUCUCACGGAUGGCGCUCCGCACUCUCGCAAGGGCACCCUCGUUGAGCGCGCAGGGAUGUCCCACCCCUCCCCAUCGAUGGAGUACGUCUCCUCACCAGCUGUGACCGCCCGCUCCACCUCUCGUUCGGCGCACGAGUCGCCCAUCAACUUCAGCCUCCCCUCGCAGUCCUUGCGCGACCCGUACUCCCUGCGCCGGCCUCCAACGGCAGUGCGCAAAGGGUCCGCCGACUCGGUCCAGUCUUCUCCGUCGCGACCAGUGUACAACCUCUUCACACGGCGACCCUCCUCCCACUCUCGCCAGCCCAGCUACGAGGACUCGCAUCGCUUCGCUCCUCAGCCUCUUUCCCACCCGGCGACGCCUCAGCAGCGCGUGCCGCACCAUCACACUGCCCGAUCGGACGACAGCUCCAUAAUGGCUCUUUACGCCGCAGCGCAGCAGAUCGCUGAGGUCCAAGGGGGCAGUAGCACAGGCUCACGCCGCCCGUCCUUUUCGCGAGGAACACCGCACCAGCGUCAGCCGCAAGCUCCAGCCCCAGGACCCGCGAUGGCAGACGUCCUAGUUCAGCCUGCGCGCUCGCACCUGCGCGAGGGAAAACCAGCGCUCAGUCGCCUCUCCGAGCGGACCAAUGAGCGGUCCAUGACACUCGACGAUACGUCGCACACGACCUCGUCUUCCUCCCCGACGGGCUCAAGCCUCACCACAUCCUUGCCGAAGCGCGGCGUGCUGCCGGCUGAGCCACCGGGCCCCUCCUGGGAUGCCGGGACGCUCCAAGCGCGAGGGAGGGCGCAAGUAUCUUCGAGCUCCUACGAUCCGAACGAUGCGCAUCUAGCCACGCUGCGCAAGCUUGUAUCCGCCAUCCACGAGCACGAUGGCGUCGCAACGGCACAUCAGCUUGGUAGCAGGUUCAGUCCGGACACGCCCUGGGUGCGCCGAACCCCCGGUGGGAGCCCGGCGGUCGUUGGCUCAUACUUUGAGAGGGACGGCGGUGCGGGCCCGGGUAACGAAUCGCACGAGGCCCAAGUCGAGGAACCGAGCGUGCAGAGGUUCAGCGCCGAGUCCCCCGUCAUACCGCGUAACAGCCAGGUGAUGUACAUCGAUUCGAGCCUGGAGAGUCGUAGUCCGCCAACUUCGCCCGUGAGAAGUAGUCAAAUCAGCGGCGGCGGCGGCGUAGCUCCUGCAGCGUCGCCUCGCCGGAAAGCAAUUGAGUGCAGCUCUCACCAACGGCGGCGGCAGCGGGGACGUGGAUGGGUUGUACACCCACUCGCACUCCCUCUCGCACUCGGGCUCGCACUCGGGCUCGGGCACAACACAAACGCGUGA